Molecule: messenger RNA, 922 nt
Organism: Pocillopora damicornis (cauliflower coral)
Lineage: Eukaryota; Metazoa; Cnidaria; Anthozoa; Scleractinia; Pocilloporidae
Source: RefSeq, a predicted model, not a curated record
UCAAGGCAACGUUAGUACAGAUGUUUAUCAGAAACCAACUGAUACUCAUCCAUACCUCCACUGGACAUCAGCACAUCCACCUCAUCUGAAACGGAGCAUCCCAUACAGUCAAGCCUUGAGGUUGAGGCGAAUAUGCUCUUCAACAGACACAUUGAAGAAACGAGUCCUGGAAUAUUCGGAUUUCUUUGUAACGUGUGGUUAUGUACAACGCAAAGUUAUCCACGAAAUGCAGAAAGUGCUAACAUUGACUCAAGAGAAAUGUUUACAGACCAAAGAACGUGAACCAACAGACCGAAUUCCUCUGGUUACUACAUUCAACCCCCAUACCACCUUUAUUAAAGAAAUUGCUAAACGAAAUUGGAACUUUCUCCAAUCAAAAGAAAGAUUAUCACUCAUUUUCAACAAGCCACCUUUAGUCGCCUACCGUCGACCGAAAAGUCUACGAGACAGACUUGUGCGUUCAAGAUUUGUAAAUGGAUGUAGAGCAUGUGAAAGAACGAAGUGUAGUUGGUGUAAAAUGAUCAACCAGACCACAACUUUCACCAGUCCCAAUAACAACAAGACCUUUACCAUAUUUCAUACAAUGGACUGCCAAUCGUCAUGGAUCAUUUACAUAAUCGAGUGCAACAUUUGCAAACUUCAAUACAUUGGCAAAAGCGAAACGGCAUUUAACCUACGGUUAAACAAUCAUAGAAACCAUAUUAAAAAGGGAGUGAGUAGCUGCGAACUCACUGAACACUUUUUACAUAACAAACGAACUCACGACUUUGACAAUAAUGUUACCAUAACCAUUAUAGAGCAAAUCAGAAAAAAUCAUUUAGAGACUGACAAAAAGAAAGAAGUCCUUAGAGAAAGAGAGAUUUUCUGGCAAAGAACAUUAAACUCCAUUCAGCCAUAUAGACUAAACAAAAGAACUGGAUAA